Teleopsis dalmanni is the source of this 4757-nucleotide messenger RNA. RefSeq lists its product as uncharacterized. The transcript has 5 exons. The coding region runs from base 355 to 4554 and encodes 1399 amino acids. NCBI's taxonomy places the organism in Eukaryota, Metazoa, Arthropoda, Insecta, Diptera, Diopsidae. The record is from RefSeq and is a predicted model, not a curated record.
AAGUUAGAAAACACGUCCUGGAAAAUCUUCAUUUUCCAUCGCAACUGAUUAAUGCAAUUAAAUUAACAAUCGGAGUUACUUGAAAAUAAAGCUUUUAAUAAAAUUGUGUUAAGUUCGUAGUUUUAUUUACGUUGAAAGCUUUGAAAAGAUUAUUAAUUUUUGAAUAUCUCUCAAAAGUACGACAAAGCAAAAUUAAACAAAUUGUUUCAUUGGUAUCAACUCUCGGAAAUUUUUGGAUCUUGGAAUAACAUACUUUGGUUUAUUGGUUAAUAUCUUUUUUGAAGCUAGAACCCUAAAAGUGCAAAACAAAUCUAAUUAACUAUUUGGAAUAUCAGAAUUUUAGAGAUAGCUAUUAUGGACGCAAACAUAAAUAUCUGUGACGUAAAAUCCAAACUCAAUCUCAGAGAAAAAGCAAAUAAAAUUCACAAUGAACUUAAAGAAAUGAAAAAGGAUUUCAAAGAGGCAAUAGAAAGUUUACUGGACUUGAAUAAUAUUAAAUACAAUUCCAUAAACAACACUAACAAUAAUGAGAGUCAGGAUCAUGAAGUGGGUAUGUCAAAAUCUGACAUCAGUUUUGAGCAAAAAUAUGAAUUAUAUAUUGCUGCUAGACGCAAAGGCUUAAGUAAAAGAAUAAAAUCUGUGCAAAAGUUAAAAGAUCAAAUCGAAACUACUCUCGAUGAGAAAAAAAGUAAAAUUACUAUGGAGCUAAAUAUCGAUACGGAAAACAAAAACAAAUCUCAUAAUGCUGUAAAGCCUGAUCUUAGAAAAAAAUAUUCUGAAUUAUGGUCAGAUCUAAAAGAAAUGAAAAGAAAUUUUAAACAUGCUAUAGAAGACUACUUAGAACUAGAUAAUAUUCCUUACAAAAAAAGGAAUCGUCCACAUAAAAAGAUUAAAAAUCCCUUUAACAAUGCACUAGAUAUGUCGGAAACAGAUGUCAGUUUGGAAGAAAUAUAUGAAUUGUUCUGUGCUACUCGAUGCAAACGUUUCACUAAACGAGUAAGGUUUAAACAAGAAUCGAAAAAUCAAAUGGAAAUUGUUAGCGGCCCAAUAAUCUGUCGAAAGGGAUUUGAAAAUCAAACUAGCAGCGGUAUUAAUGCAAACAUGCCUAUGAUAACGGAUGAAGCAUGCUCACUUUCUGUUAUUAAAGAACGUGAGAAUAUGAACAACAUCCCUAGUUCGGCUAUCAGUAAUUUAAUCAGUUAUAAAAACACUGAAAAGUUAGCGCAUUCUAGAAACACUGGCGGUGCUCCUGUAGUUAGCUUUAAAAUAACAGCACUGAAAAGUAAAAAUCUUGGUCAAUACCAAAGAAUAAGAUCUGAACAAGUAUCAAGAGAUCAAAUCGAAACGAUUGGUGGUCUGAAAACCUGUCAAAAAAGAUUAGGAUAUCAAAGCAGCAGCGGUAUUAAUACGACCAUGCCAAUAAUGACUGAUGAAGCAUGCUCACUUUCCGUUAUUAAGGAACGUGAGAAAAUGAACAACAUCCCUAGUUCAGCUAUUAGUAAUUUGGUCACUGAUUAUCAAAUAUCAAAAAUGUUACCAAAAGCGAUGAAAGGUGGCAAUGCUCCUGAAGUAAGUUUGAAUAUAACAGCUAUGAAAAGUAAAAACUUGGGUCAACACCAGUAUAAGAUAAUGAAAAACCAUAAUAUUGGAUGUUUUUUGUAUCAAAAACCAGUCACGAGAAAUAAUGAAUCAAAAUCAGAAAUGAACGGUGAGAUCAUAGUAAAUAUUCCCGAAGCAUUAAAAAGAAAUGCAAUUAGAAAAAACAGCAAACCAAAACCUGGGCAUUCAAUGAAAAGUUGUUACAAUAAUUAUAAAUAUAUUAUAGACGCGUACAAAAAUAAUAACACAUCUUCAGCUUCACAUCAGAAAGAAAGUAUUUAUGCAAUGAUAAAUAACACAAGCCCAGGUCCCCACCACAAACGUUACCCAAACAGAAAUGACGAAAUACCUCAAAUAAUCGAUAUCUCAAAAUUAGAAAUGGAAAGUGAGCGAAUUCUCAACUCUCCUCUUGCAUCAGUAACUAAUGCGAAUGGCUGCAAUAAAAAUGACAACAUAUUAAAGCAUAUAAGUAGAGAAGAUUGCGGUAACCAUCAAAGUAAUCAUGUCACACCUCAAAAAAACGACAAAUCUUCGGCAAAAAGUGGUAGAGAUCGUAACCAUACACAGACAUUACCCACAAAUUCUGAACUUCAUUCAUCUCAUAGGUCUUCUGAAAAGAAAAUUCCAUUUCCAACAGAAACACAAACUGAGAUGAUGCUCAAAAUUCCUUGUUCAUCGAGAAGUGAAGCAAUUAACAAUAACGAAUGCAGUAAUACAUAUAUGCGUUUGAUUAGCGGAGGUUAUAAUAAUCAUCAAUCUGAUACAAGUGCGUCUAAGGGAACCUGCAUAUCACCUACUAUAACUAGAAAGGAUUGUGAUUAUGCAGUAGAUCGGCACACAAACACGUGUCACCAGCAACAUGGUGCUUAUAAUAAUCCUCAAGCUGAUAGGAGUGCAUCUAAGGGAACCUGCAUAUCAGCCACUACAAGUAGAAAGGAUUACGAUUAUACAGUAGAUCGUCACACAAACACGUGUCACCAGCAACAUGGUGCUUAUAAUAAUCCUCAAGCUGAUAGAAGUGCAUCUAAGGGAACCUGCAUAUCACCCACUAUAACUAGAAAGGAUUGUGAUUAUGCAGUAGAUCGGCACACAAACACGUGUCACCAGCAACGUGGUGCUUAUAAUAAUCAUCAAUCUGAUAGAAGUGCAUCUAAGGAACCCUGCAUAUCACCCAUUAUAACUAGAAAGGAUUGUGAUUAUGCAGUAGAUCGGCGCACAAACGCGUGUCACCAGCAACGUGGUGCUUAUAAUAAUCAUCAAUCUGAUAGAAGUGCAUCUAAGGAACCCUGCAUAUCACCCACUAUAACUAAAAAAGAUUGUGAUUAUGCAGUAGUUCGUCACACAAACACGUGUCACCAGCAACGUGGUGCUUAUAAUAAUCAUCAAUCUGAUAGAAGUGCAUCUAAGGAACCCUGUAUAUCACCCACUACAAGUAGAAAGGAUUACGAUUAUGCAGUAGUUCGUCACACAAACACGUGUCAUCAUCAACGUGGUGCUUAUAAUAAUCAUCAAUCUGAUAGAAGUGCAUCUAAGGGAACCUGCAUAUCACCCACUAUAACUAGAAAGGAUUGUGAUUAUGCAGUAGAUCGGCGCACAAACGCGUGUCACCAGCAACGUGGUGCUUAUAAUAAUCAUCAAUCUGAUAGAAGUGCAUCUAAGGAACCCUGCAUAUCACCCACUAUAAGUAGAAAGGAUUGCGAUAAUGCAGUAGUUCGUCACACAAACACAUGUCACCAGCAACAUGGUGCUUAUAAUAAUCAUCAAUCUGAUAGAAGUGCAUCUAAGGAACCCUGUAUAUCACCCACUACAAGUAGAAAGGAUUACGAUUAUGCAGUAGUUCGUCACACAAACACGUGUCAUCAUCAACGUGGUGCUUAUAAUAAUCCUCAAUCUGAUAGAAGUACAUCUAAGGGAACCUGCAUAUCACCCACUAUAACUAGAAAGGAUUGUGAUUAUGCAGUAGAUCGGCGCAUAAACGCGUGUCACAAGCAACGUGGUGCUUAUAAUAAUCAUCAAUCUGAUAGAAGUGCAUCUAAGGAACCCUGCAUAUCACCCACUAUAACUAGAAAAGAUUGUGAUUAUGCAGUAGUUCGUCACACAAACACAUGUCACCAGCAACAUGGUGCUUAUAAUAAUCAUCAAUCUGAUAGAAGUGCAUCUAAGGGAACCUGCAUAUCACCCACUAUAAAUAGAAAGGAUUGCGAUAAUGCAGUAGUUCGUCACACCAACAUGUGUCACCAGCAACGUGGUGGUUAUAAUAAUCCUCAAUCUGAUAGAAGUGCGUCUAAGGAUACCUGCAUAUCACCCACUACAAGUAGAAAGGAUUACGAUUAUGCAGUAGAGCGUCACACAAGCAGGUUUUACCAUCAACAUAACUCAAUGAACACCAGAUCAGAGGAUAGCAGAGUACCCAAGCUAGAAAUGAAAAGUGAGAGAAUUCUCAAUGCACCAUUGAUGUUAGUUAAUAAUAAGAAUGCGGGCAAUGAAAACACUGAAGUUACCGCAAAGUUUUUAAAAGAUGGUUCCUGUGUCUACCAAUAUUAUGGUGGUGCCAUACCAAAAACUAAUGUAUCUUCAAGAAUUGGUAAUAGAAAUCAAAUAAACUCUGGUCACCACCAAAUUCACUCAACGGGAAAUAAGGAGAUAGUUGCUUUCAAUUCUCGUCAGACAUCAGAAAAGCAGAUUAUAUCUAAACCAGAUAUAAAAACAGAUGAGAUGCGCCAUAUUCCGAGUUUAUCGAUGAAUAAAGAAAUUGGCACUAAUGAAAUUCCUGCACAUUUGAUAAGAACUGGUUGCAAUAAUAAUCAAUAUAUUGAUGGUAUGUCUAAGCAAACAUGCAUGUCACCCAGAGUUAAUAGUAAGAAUUGCGAUCAUGCGGAGCACCAUAACACCUCAGGUCAGCGCCGACUUUACUCAAAAAGGCACGAUGAAAUUGGUUGCUUCUAUAAUAGCUAAAAAUUAUUAUAACUUACACAAAAUUAGAAAGUGAGAAAAGUGGUUUGGGCGUUUUUGUAAGCUAAGUUAUAUCAUAUAUUUUAUAUUACAAAUCGAUUGAGGUACUUCCAACUGCAGCGUGAUUCUCAUAGUCUUAAACUUGGAAAAUCUGUCUUAAUAUGCACCUUAACUACUAAAUUUUAGUUUCAAAAUUUUUUUGAAAA